AUGUCCGGGAGCAUCCCACGAUUCUUGAUCCCCCGCGGCAUGCCCUCGCCAGCGACGUUCCGCGCCCUGUCUCGCCGCAGCGUGGUCUCCGCGCGCCUCUUCUCCAGCUCUCCCCCUGCCCACAAUGGACCGCCGCGCGUGCUCGAGAAGCCAGACAAAUUCCGCCCUCCGUCGCACGCCUCCCGCCGCGUUGUGCAGACCAAGAACGGGCGUAUUGUGAGCCAGCCGCUCAACUACCCUGGUCCGAAGCUAUCGGAGAAAGAGAUCGCCGAGCGCGAGGCGAAGCAGUAUCCGAAUACCUUUCCCCCGCCGAAUACAGUCAUGUUUAAAUUCCUGACCAACAAAUGGAUCCAUAUUUGGAUAGCGAUGGGCGUCUUGACAUCGCUUGCAACGUUCACCUUCACGACCAACUUCAAACGCUCGUCGCCGUUUGCACACCUCCUCCCACCCUGGUCGGGAUUACUCUCGCAUCCGAUCGACACGAUCUCGCAGGCCGUCAGCGUGUUCAAGAUGGACGUGCAGCAUAAUUCGGUGCUCGUCAGGGAACAGAGGCAUAAGCGUGUCGAAGACGCAGAGAAGAGGCGGCAAUUCCGUGUGGCCCAUGGGUUGGAAGAGGGAGAUGUACCUGCUACUACUACUGCUGCUGCUGCUGCUGCUGCUGUUGACGACCAGUCGCCUAUUGCGCAGGAUCAGUCCGAGUUUGUGGAUUGGGAGGGGAAGAAGAAGCCAGUCAAGAAGUGGCUAGGCAUUUGGUAG
Penicilliopsis zonata CBS 506.65 is the source of this 756-nucleotide messenger RNA. RefSeq lists its product as hypothetical. The coding region runs from base 1 to 756 and encodes 251 amino acids. NCBI's taxonomy places the organism in Eukaryota, Fungi, Ascomycota, Eurotiomycetes, Eurotiales, Aspergillaceae. The transcript is spliced from 2 exons. The record is from RefSeq and is a predicted model, not a curated record.